Molecule: messenger RNA, 864 nt
Organism: Zea mays
Lineage: Eukaryota; Viridiplantae; Streptophyta; Magnoliopsida; Poales; Poaceae
Exons: 3
Coding region: 146-592 (148 amino acids)
Source: RefSeq, marked predicted
UGCUGCUACAUCGCUCGCCAUCGACCUAGUUCCUCGCCAAAGCUACACCCUCGCCGGUGCGCAGUCUGCGGUGCUCGCGCUGCUCUUCUCGCGCGGAUUUCUUGUCGCACCAUCGUCAUCAUACCUCGUCGCUGGUGCUGACGCCAUGGAGCAGCACGUCCUACGCCAAGACUCUCUCAUAGCCAUAGCUCGCCUGUCACGGAACGUCGCUGCGUCGUCUUCCUCACGUGUUGCUGCUCGUGCCAGCUCGCCCUGGGAUUUCACUCACCGAUGUUAUCUCGAGCCUGGAGUUCCGUGUGCCGCACGCGUUGCUCACCGAAGAUCCUUGACGACAACCACAUUGCUACGUCAAUGUCUGUUACUUGAUGUUGUGCCGAACCAAGGCUCAGCAACAUCACGACACUCGGGAGGAGUCCGAAGCUCACACAGUCAACAACACUGUGUCCGAGUCAAGCAUAAGCUAUUACAGGAAGCUUCGUCUUCAGGAUGCAAGCCUCUUCCUCAUGACGAAGGUACACGAGAUGAAGACAAAUCUAAAGAUGAUAAGAGUAAACGCCGAAGCUAUCGCCAGAUGGACAGCUUCAGCUCAUAAUGGAGAUGAAGUAUAAUGAUGAUGCUGACCGAAAGGGAAAAAGACUACUAUGUCCUUAAUGUCUUGUAUUACGAUCAUACGUGAAUAUUGGGGACAUAAAUGUACUUUUACCCGGCUGCGUCUCGUGCCUAUAAAUAGAUGAACAGUAGCAUCGUACUGUUCACGCUGAAUAGUAAUCGUUCUCUCGCAUCUUCACCUUUGAGUAAGCCAAAGGUAUCAAUGUAAUAUGAAUUCUGUUGAUAUUCAUACAUGUUUUAUUGAAUGCGAAUAUG